Messenger RNA from Gekko japonicus, 1472 nucleotides. RefSeq names its product decapping and exoribonuclease protein-like. Gene Ontology annotation, biological process: nuclear-transcribed mRNA catabolic process; NAD-cap decapping. The transcript is spliced from 7 exons. Gene Ontology annotation, molecular function: mRNA 5'-diphosphatase activity. The record is from RefSeq and is a predicted model, not a curated record. NCBI's taxonomy places the organism in Eukaryota, Metazoa, Chordata, Lepidosauria, Squamata, Gekkonidae. The coding region runs from base 167 to 1315 and encodes 382 amino acids. Gene Ontology annotation, cellular component: cytosol; nucleus.
AAGAAACGAAAUUCUGGCGCAAUCUCGCUUCUGUCGCGGCUUGAUGAGGAUACAAAGGAGACUCGGGCUGAACCACCGCCUCCUAUAUGGUGGCUGAACCCACCAACCUCGCAGCACCUUUGAAGAGCCCUGCAGAGUUCCGAGCGCGAAAAGGCGGCGCUUGACGAUGACGUCAACGCAGGCACCCAUGAAGCCCAGCGUCUGCUCCACAAAGCGAGACCGAGGGGACGACGAGGACACCCCGGAAGACAAAGCUGUCAAGAGCCAGAGGAGCAAUGCUAAGCCCCCCCUUACUCUGCCCGUCACCCCGUCUCGAUAUGACGCCCCUUUCCCCUUUUACCGGCGGCCAGCUGAAGUGGGGCGCUUUUCCUUGGACUCCCAGCGCUGUUACCAUGGCGAUGCUAGCCAGCUGCACUACUACGCCCCGCCCCCCACAGAAGGCCCCUCCCCCGGGUUCGACCUGCGUGAAGGAUACCGCGACCGCUACGUGCAGCGAGACGAGAGUGUCCACGAGGGACUGGAGCACUUGCUGCAGUGGGUCUCUCAGAACCGGAAGCAGCUGCAGGGCGCAGAGGAGAAAGGACAGCUGCUGAACACGGACUUUGUGACGUGGCGGGGGCAUCUCACAAAAGUGCUCACCACCCCCUAUGAGAAGCAGGACGGGUGGCUGCUGGCGGUCAGCCUCUUCCGGGGGACCCUCUACGUCAGCGAGGUCGAGACCGAGUCUGCCCGGAGGCAGAGGGAGCAGCGCUCGGAAAUGCUGAAGGAGCUCAUGUACAUGGGCUACAAGUUCGAGCAUUAUAUGUGUGCAGAACUAAAGAAGGCAUCAGAAAUGCCACUGCAGUUGUUUAUCUCUUCUGUGAAUGGCGGCGCGGCCAAUGAUACGAGUCAUUUCGGAACCAAGCCUUUGUCAAGAGGUAUAGAUAUUGUCUUCCAAAACCAGCACAAGAUGAUCAAGUGGUGGGCUCAGUCCUUCCUGCCCGGCGUGUCACGGAUUGUGGCUGGAUAUCGGGGACCGGAUGGCUCCGUGGUGGGACUGGAGACCUUUGAGACCAUGAAGAUAUUCCAGCUGAUCAGGGAAGACCCAGGCUGCUGGAAGCCGGCCGUGUGUAUGAAUUUUUGUGCAGCCUUCCUCAGCUUUGUCAAGAAAGUGGUGACGGAGGACAAUCCAAAGCUGGUCCAUCUCUUUGCUUGGGAACCGGGGCACCCUGUUUCCUUCACUGUGCACCGUGAUUCCGAGUACACCUUCUUGCCCGACUGGUACGUGGAAGCUCUGAGCAUGGAGAAGCCCCCGACGCCCCAGAUCCCAGACUGAUGAGCUCGACCUCGGGGAGAAGCUGGUUUUUGGAUCGAGAGCCGGUGGGCCCAGCAACCCAGGGUGGGAGAAAGAGGAGAGGAUGAAGAGAGACUGAAGGUUGGAUGAUGGGGUAACCUCCACCGCUCAUCCCCCCCCCCCCCAUGAUGAAACUGGA